Messenger RNA from Esox lucius (northern pike), 655 nucleotides. RefSeq names its product protein JTB-like. The transcript has 5 exons. The record is from RefSeq and is a predicted model, not a curated record. Lineage: Eukaryota; Metazoa; Chordata; Actinopteri; Esociformes; Esocidae. The coding region runs from base 48 to 479 and encodes 143 amino acids. Gene Ontology annotation, cellular component: spindle; cytoplasm; centrosome. Gene Ontology annotation, biological process: mitotic cytokinesis.
AAUGUAUUUACAGACUGUCUAGACAAUCUGUCCAUCUUACCAGCAAAAUGAGUGAUUCAAAAACAUUUUCAAUCUUCACAUAUCUCCUGUUACUACCCGCGUCACACAGUUUCCAUGUUGCUGGUAUUUCAGAAAGGGAGUAUUCCAAAGAAAUAAGCACAACAACGCAUUAUUGCUGGAAAAAGGAGGGGUUUUCGAUUUUGUCAGAAUAUGCUCAGUGCAACCCAUUUCAGAUGAAACUGUGGACACCAUGCGAUCAAACUGGAUUCAUAGAAAAGAUCAACUGUGCAAAGUCCAACACAGUUGAAUACAAGAACUGCCAUUCCUUUUGGAUGGAGGAGAGCCUCUUCUGGAGGUUUGAAUGGGUCAUGAUGGGCCUGAUGGUUGCCUUUGUGCUGGUGGUCGUAACACGUCAGAGAAUCUUGGACCACCUAGCCUCUGAAAAGGUCCGCAGAUCCAAUCCAUAUAGCCGGGGCUAGGUGCUGUAGUGAAGCGUUCAACCAUAGAUCAAGAGUUCUUGAAUGAUAGCACCUGCACUUCACUAGAUGUUUUUUUGGGAUCUGCGUUCUGUUUUGAUCCAAUGUCUUGAGGACUUAUUCAUAUGGGUAAUUAUGAGUAUGGGUAAUUAUGGGUGUGGGCAAUAAUGGGUGUGGGU